Adineta steineri is the source of this 849-nucleotide messenger RNA. NCBI's taxonomy places the organism in Eukaryota, Metazoa, Rotifera, Eurotatoria, Adinetida, Adinetidae. The record is from the annotation of a GenBank genome assembly.
AUGAAUAAUAGUUCGAAAUUAAGUAAAUGGCCAAGAAAAACAUUAGUUGUUGUGCCAAUAAUGUGGAAAGAAAUCAAUUGGAAUGAUCGCUUAAAUUGGCCAUCAUGGCUUCGUGAGGGACUUGGUUUAUCUAAUGUAAAUCCACGAUCAUAUUAUAUUCAUCUUUAUCAACGUAUUGAUCCAAACUCAACAUAUCCUUAUGAUUGGCCAUAUUGUAAGAAUGUUCAUGAAGAAACUGGUGUUUUUCUACAAUUUGUUCAUGAUUAUUAUCAUGAUUUACCUGAUAAAAUGUUAUUUAUGCAUGGAAGACCUCUUGUUCAUACUAGUCAUAAUCCUAUUCAAUCGGCUCAAUGUAUUCGUGAUGAUGUUCAUUUUGCUAGUGUAAACGAUGAUAGAGAAUGGAUUUAUAAUCGACCAUGGACAUAUUGGCCUCGAGAUCCUGAUGAUAAUAUUGCACUAAUGUAUAAAUGUGCUAAGCGUAUAUUGACUUUACUCGGUUAUAAUGCUGAAUUACAAUUAAAUCCAACAAAUAAGAAUCCAAAAGAUGAGAAUGUUAUUUCAGGUUUUUGCUGUGCUCAAUUUUAUGUAACGAAAGAACGUAUUCAACGUUAUACAUAUGAACAAUGGUUAUCGUUGUUUCACGCUAAUUUUGAACCAUAUUGUGCAACACCACGCGAAAAUGAACAACUUGGAAAUGGUAUUCAAUGGUUUGGAGGAACUUUUGAACAUAUCUGGCAUGUAAUUCUUGGGCUUUAUCCAGUAGAUGCACCAGCACCAAAACAUAAUACUACUACUCAUCGAUGUCAAUGGUUUCGUCCGUCUUGUAAAGGAUCACCUUGUAGCUCGUAA